Molecule: messenger RNA, 1566 nt
Organism: Trypanosoma cruzi
Lineage: Eukaryota; Euglenozoa; Kinetoplastea; Trypanosomatida; Trypanosomatidae
Product: DNA ligase, putative
Exons: 1
Coding region: 1-1566 (521 amino acids)
Biological process (GO): DNA recombination; DNA repair
Molecular function (GO): DNA ligase (ATP) activity; ATP binding
Source: RefSeq, a predicted model, not a curated record
AUGGUUUUGGCAAGGAUUGGAGCGCGGACUGAAAUGUGGCGGCGUUGCAGCUGCCUGGGGCGAGCGAUCGUGCAGUCGGUGGAUCCUUCGCUUCUUUUCGGUGCCGGCCGCCCUCGCACGAAGCAGCAGGCUGAGAAGUACAAAGAACUGAAGAAUACAACCAUUCAAGCUGCCUUUCCGCACCUUGCCGCAUGUUGGGUGGGCCCAUGCUGGGGUACCGUCAUGAUCACACCGCACCACAUCUCGCCGCUUUGUUUAAAGAUAGCAGUGUGGCGCUGUAGUGAAUGCUUACAGGAGUUUGAGAUGAGUAUUGCCAAGUUUGUUGACCAGCAUGGGGUGUGUCCGCUCUGUAAAAAGCCACAGCGGUCGCUCGAGGCACCAAAUAAGGAACCGGAAACGACAAAUGGAAGUUCCACUGAGGGGAAGAAUGGCGACUUCAACUUGGGAUCGGCCGCAGCCAUGAAAAUGACAACCACAACGAAGAAUGAAGUGGUAUAUGCGAAGGCCCCACGCAUGAUUCACACAAACUACAAGAGUGUGUUGCAUGACAACCCCGAGUGGGAGGAGAUCAACAUUCAGCCCAUGCUCGCACAGAAGUGGGAGACGGUGGCGGCCGAACUCCUGAAUCCAGGUCCAGGGGAAGAGAAGGAGCUCCUGCUUGCAUCGCCUAAGAUUGAUGGUGUUCGCUGUCUUAUUGGUUACAACAGACGUAAGAAGGAACCGCAAUUCUUUUCCCGUAGUGGGAUUCUACUGGAGUGUUGCCACGGACUAGUGCCGCACGUGAUGCCGCUGUUUGAAGCCGAUCCGACGCUUGUGUUGGACGGGGAGCUCUUUGCUCCUCAAUGCAACUUUGAGGAACUGAAUGGCCUUGUGCGACGUCUGGAGAAAUUUACGACACCUGAGAUGCGAGAGCGGCAGGCGCAAUUGUUGGAGUACUUCUCCUUUGACAUCAUGCAUUCGUCGCAGCUUUCGUCGUCCAGUGCCCCUUUUAGUGAACGCUACCGGCUGCUGAAAAAGAUGGUUCCUACGUGUGGGGCAAAGCGCAUCAGUGCAUACCAGCACGAUGAGGAGAAGCGUAAAAUUAUUCGUCAGAAGCAGCGCCCCGACAAUGCUGCGGCGGAAGGUACGAUUAAACUGUACCACGUCCCUGCAGCGCAGGUGGGUGCAGAAGAGAUGGAUGAGGUCCUGGAGGAAGCAUGCUCGCAGGGGUUUGAGGGCGUGAUGAUUCGCCGUCCGGGGUUUCCAUAUGAGCAUGGGAAGCGCAGCUUUGGACUUUUAAAGUACAAAACAAUGCAUGACGCGGAGUACCGAAUAGUGGAUUUCCUUCCGGGGCAGGGCAAAUUUAGAGGUGGACUGGGUGCAUUUAUCUGCGAAACAAAGACUGGUAUACGCUUCAACGCCACACCCAAGACGACAUAUGAGAAUAGACUGGCACUCUGGGGGAAACGGCAGGAGCUCCUUGGAAAGUAUCUCACCGUGCAAUACCAGGAGUUGUCCUCGCAGGAUGUGCCACGCUUUCCCGUGGCAAAGGCCGUGCGUGGUACCUCGGAAGAAGAGUUUUUGUAA